Messenger RNA from Plasmodium gonderi, 1791 nucleotides. RefSeq lists its product as hypothetical. The record is from RefSeq and is a predicted model, not a curated record. Lineage: Eukaryota; Apicomplexa; Aconoidasida; Haemosporida; Plasmodiidae. Bases 1 to 1791 code for a protein of 596 amino acids. The transcript has a single exon.
AUGAGUAGUAGCUCUCAUAGCCCAAUAGAUAACGAUGAUGACAAUGAUACUGAUGAGUGUAAAAGUAAAAAAAACAAAACGUACCAUAAAGAUGAUAAAAUAAAAAACAAAAAAAAUCUAAAAAAUAAGUCAUCUAGGAAUAAUAGCGGAGAAGUAAAAUGCAAAAAAAAAAGUGCUUCUUCCAAUUCACAAAUUUUUAAAAGUCAUAAUAAGGACAAACAUAAAGGCUUAAAAAAAACAGAGGAAGGAAAUAACAUAUCAAAUAGGAAACAUUUUAAAGAAAGGAAAAUUAAACAAGAUGAUGAAAGUAGUAGCACUUCAUAUUAUAAACGUAGCAUGAAAAAAAGGAAAAAAGAAAAGAAUGUAUAUGGCAAGUUAAAAAAUGACAAAAUUGAAGGCACGUUGGAGAAGAAAAAAAGAACAGGAACUCGCUUUCAUAGACAUAAGAAAUGUAGUAGCAAUGAUAGUGAAGAAAACCUAUUGGAGAAAUCUAAAAUAUGUAAAAAAACCAAAAAUAGUAACAUUAAAUCUAGGAGGGAGAUUUUUCAGUCAUCUUCGCUUGAUAAUGAAAAAAAAGCCUCAUUGUCUUAUGCAUCGAAAGGAUGUAGAAGCGGUUCUGAAGGUAAUUCUGAAGGUAAUUCUGAAGGCAGUUCUGAAGGCAGUUCUGAGGGAAGUUCUGAAGACAGUUCUGAGGGAAGUUCUGAGGGAAGUUCUGAAGGCAGUUCUGAGGGAAGUUCUGAGGGAAGUUCAAGAAACAAUGCAGCAGAUGAAAAUGAUGCAAGUGAUAUCUCUUUGUACGAAAGUCAUACAAGUGACCCUAGUGCUGGGUCCUCCAAUGAAAGUAGUAAUUCAUCUCAUUUAAGCAGUGUAAACAGUAUUACGUCAAAAACAAAAAGUACAAAAAAAAGGAAGAAGCACAAUAAAAAAAAAAAAAAAAACUCUUCGAAGGGGGAAGAAGGACCAAAGGACUGUAAUGAAACAGUGACAAAGAUAGAAGAAACUUUUGAUGUCCAUAUAUAUGACAGUAAGGAAAUGAUAAGGUUGACAAUAAAUAUUCUUCAGAACUUUAACUUUUUAAAUAAUUUAAAAAUAUUAUAUGAAAAAUUAGAUAAGAAAAAAAAAAUUUCACUUGAAAAUAUGAAGGAUUUAAAGCUAAAAAAGAAAUUGAGGCAUUUAUUCAGAGCAUGGAAAUUAGAAAAAAAUGGAGAUUUUUACAGAAAACCAUCGAAUUUUAAGGAAAGUAUCUUAGAUAUUUUUAAUAAUUUAAUAUAUUACUUUUUAUCGAAACUAGAUAUAAAUAAACUAAGGUAUAAUAUUAGUAAAAGAAAAACUAUUGCAUUAAAAAAAGACCAUCAAAAGGAAUAUAAUAAUGAACCUAAAGGUAGUAAAUAUGCACAUGAUUCUUAUAACGAUGGUAAUAAUAUAAAUUACUAUGAUAACAGUUUUCUUGCAGAAUUAAAAGAACAAGGUUACUCUCAUUUGAUGUCCAAUACCAAGGAAAAAAUGAAAAGCUUAAGAGAGUUACAUGAAGAGGGUUACUUUAUAAAUGCAAAAGAAGAAUAUAAAGAAUUCUUAGAAAAAAAUAAAAAAAUUGAUUUAUGGGGAAAAAAUGAGCAAGAACAAAUGUUUUUGUUAAAUUCUAAAAAUUCAGCUAACGAAAGAAAAAUCUUCGAUAGGGAAACGGAUUUAGUCACAAACAAAUUUGUAAAAAAAGAUGAUUAUCAAAAGCUUAUCAAGCGCACAAGGGAGCAUGUGAAUGAUAAGUUUCACAUGACGGGUCACCGACCCUAG